Meleagris gallopavo (turkey) is the source of this 2246-nucleotide messenger RNA. RefSeq names its product GTP binding protein 8 (gene GTPBP8). The record is from RefSeq and is a predicted model, not a curated record. Gene Ontology annotation, cellular component: mitochondrion. NCBI's taxonomy places the organism in Eukaryota, Metazoa, Chordata, Aves, Galliformes, Phasianidae. Gene Ontology annotation, molecular function: GTP binding.
CGCAACCUGGCUCCUGGCGCAGAGGAAGCGGCCUUCAAUCUCUUCCAGCCCGGGCUGCCCGCGCUGCAGCGCGCCGAGGUGCUCUUCACGUCCGGCCGCGGUCACGCCAUCGACUACGUGAGCUCCGCCGUGCGCAUGGAGCACGCCCCGACGCCCGCGCUGCCCGAGGUGUGCUUCGUCGGCCGGAGCAACGUGGGCAAGUCGUCGUUGAUCCGGGCCUUGUUCUCGCUGGCUCCAGAAGUGGAGGUCAGAGUGUCAAAAACUCCAGGCCACACAAAGAAGAUGAAUUUCUUCAACGUAGGGAAGUACUUCACUUUGGUGGAUAUGCCAGGGUAUGGCUACAAUGCCCCAAAAGACUUUGUGGAUAUGGUGGAGGCUUAUCUGCAGGAGCGGCACAACUUGAAGAGGACUUUUCUAUUAGUCGAUGCUGUGGUAGGAAUCCAGAGCACAGAUCUUAUUGCAGUAGAGAUGCUGGAGGAGUUUGGGAUUCCUUAUGUGAUGGUGUUAACAAAAAUUGACCGAGCUUCCAAGGGACUGUUGUUAAAGAAUGUUCUGGGGAUCCAGAAGUUUGUAAAGGAGAAAACUCAGGGAUGCUUUCCUCAGCUAUUCCUAGUCAGUUCUGUGGAGUUUUCAGGAGUCCACUUGCUAAGGUGUUUUGUAGCCCAUGUUACUGGAAACCUGCCUACUGUAGAGGCCAGCUGAAAAGUCUGGCUCCUGAUCUGCUCAGCUCAUCUGGAACAAAAGGUUCAGCACGAUAGUAUGGCUUGCUUGUGUACAUCCAGUUGUCCUUGUUCCUGGUGGAUGCGGAAAAGGAAACCUACUUUAUGGGAUCUGCCUUCUGGUUGGCCGUUGGCUUGAAACAGUGGUGAUAAAUGAACAACAUCUAGUGGAACUCUCUCCUCCUGCACCUUAUCAUCAUUCAGUGCUGCAUCUGUUUUAAACGUUCUGUUUUAAAUCCCACUUGAAGUUCUGCAGCUGCCUGAGUUAUCAGAGAUGGGUCCAUUACCUGCAUCUGUCCUGUGCUGGGAGUUGAAGCACAACACUGAGGUCCCACAGCCGCUGUACCUAAAAGCACAAUGUGGGGGAAACCGGAGCUUGUACAGAAUCUACAAAAAGAACUGCCAUUAAAUAGCAGUAGUUGUACACAGGAAUUUAGACUAAAGCUAGUAAGUGGCUAUGUCUUGUCCUGUCUUAAGACUGCCAAUUCUGCGUAUGCAGUUGUUCAGGUUAACUUACAUUAAGUGUUUAAAUCUCAAGAAAAGGUAAUUCUUUUAUAAACCACUCUGAGGCUUGACGGUGGUAUUUCUGCUGUUUGCUACAUUAAGGAAUUUCUUGUAACUCUCAGAUUAGACUUGAAGCAAAGUUUGUUUCCAGCAGAUGUGUAGGAAGUGGCAAGGUGAGGAAUACAGUAGAGAGAUGUGGAUCUGCAGUUUCUACAUGUAAGCAGAGAUCAAGCCUGUAAUACUCUACUGUUUUGUUUCUAAUCCCAAAAUACUCCAAAGCAAACUGGCCUGUGGGUGUUUGAUUCUAGAAAUAAAUACAGUAGGAUUUAGAGAGAUGGAAUACGUGCAAGUCAACAUUUCAGGAAUAAGUGUGUGUUAGUAUCUUAAAACCAGUGUCUUUCGAAGGCAUCAGUGUAGUCAAAGCUGUAAUCUUCAAGGCCUCAGUUUGUUGUGUGCAAGAAUCGAUGCCUCUGUGACAGGUAUGACAGUAAAUAAAAUCAAGUUAAAUUAAGCAGGACUUAUAUGUUCAAGCAUUUUAGUGCAUGCUUUGGCUAAACAGGUGUGACACACUGGCAAGCAGACUUUCUUGCCAAGUUCUUAGGAGUGUGCUGUGUUGCUGAAAGAAGAAUUGCAUUUUCUGAGGCUGUGGACACAAGUUCUCUCUUUCGUUCACUCGCUGAUUUGUGGUGGGCCUGGCACCAAACUGAAGGAGAUAUCCUGAAACGAUUCCAUGUAACAUCUGUUUUAUUGCCAUCUCAUCAUUUUACAGCCAGCUGUAUCAACACCAAAAGAAGUGUCCUUUCCUUACAUGCGCGAGUGAUUUUUAAUAUUGGGUUUGCUAACUACUAUGUCUCUUACUGAAUUAGCCAAAAUGUUAAGCCUGUAUGCACUGUUCCAUUUUAAUACUAAUUUAACAGUGUUCAAGCAUUUGUUAAAUACUUUAACUACUUCAGAUAUAGCUACUCAAAUCUUACAUAAGCAUAGAAAAAUGUUGUUCUCAGUAAAGUAAUUAUUGAGCAGCCA